Ricinus communis (castor bean) is the source of this 2931-nucleotide messenger RNA. RefSeq names its product pentatricopeptide repeat-containing protein At1g08070, chloroplastic. The coding region runs from base 132 to 2039 and encodes 635 amino acids. Gene Ontology annotation, molecular function: protein binding; RNA binding. The record is from RefSeq and is a predicted model, not a curated record. Gene Ontology annotation, biological process: RNA modification. The transcript has a single exon. Lineage: Eukaryota; Viridiplantae; Streptophyta; Magnoliopsida; Malpighiales; Euphorbiaceae.
UUUUACCUUUUUCACAUCCAACUAUUUGCUUCCUUUUUUUUUUAUUGGUUACAACUAUUUGCUUCCUUUGGUUGAGCCACACACAUUUGAGUAGCAGUUGACAGUUAGGCAGCAUUGCCAUACUCGAGUUGAUGCUUGAUGCUAAUCUAAUUCCUUUGCAUCCUCAAUCCAUGAGCUUCCUUCCGUCCACUCUUAAUACUUGUAAACUCAAACCUCCAAAAUUACUUCUCCUCUCCAUCAUCUCAAACCCUCAAAGAUGCAUCUUAUUAAAAAAUAUCAAACACCCAAAUCAUUUCAAUCAAAUUCUUUCUCAUGCCAUUGCGUCUGGUCUCUUUACAGACCCAUUCAUUUCAAGCAAACUCCUUUUGUACUCCCUCUCCAACUCUAAUAAUCUUUCCUUCUCUCAGUCCCUCUUUUUCCAAAUCAAAAAUCCCAAUGUCUUUGCCUAUAAUUUCUUGUUUAAAGCCCGUUCUAACUGCUCAACUCCUAUAGAAUCAAUCUCUCUCUAUAAUUUAAUGAUCAAGAAUGCAACUUUACCUGAUAACUAUAGUUUCCCAUUUAUAUUUAAAGCUUGUGGACGUUUAUUGCUUCUCAAUAAAGGUCAAGAAUUGCAUGCUUUAAGCCUUAAACUAGGAUUUGAAUGUGAUGUCUUUAUCCAAAAUGCUUUAGUUUCUAUGUAUUCUUUUUGUGGACAAGUUGAAAUUGCAAGAGACGUUUUUGAUAUGGUUCCUGUUUUGAUCAGAGAUGUUGUUUCUUGGAAUAGUAUGAUCUCUGGGUAUUUACAAUGUGAACGUAACGGGGAUGCAUUGAAGGUAUUUGGGGAAUUGCUGAAUGAUAAUUUUGUGAGGUUUGAUGAGGUGACAUUGGUUAAUGCACUAACUGCUUGUGGAAGGACGGGAUUUGUUAAUUUAGGGAAAAAGAUUCAUGCUUUGAUUGUAGUAAAUGGGUUUGUCUUAGAUGUGAUUUUGGGUUCUUGUUUGAUUGACAUGUAUGCAAAAUGUGCGCAAAUGGAUAAUGCCAGGGAGGUUUUUGAUAAAAUUCCUGUCAGGAAUCUAGUGUGUUGGACUUCUCUGAUAGUAGGGUAUGCGAGGUUGAAUAUGUACAAGGAAGGACUAGAGUUGUUUAGGGAGCUGCAAAUUGCUGGUGUUAUUGCCGAUGCCGCUUUGGUUGCUUGUGUUGUUUCAGCAUGUGGACAUAUGGGAGCUCUGGCUCAGGGAAGAUGGGUGCAUACGUAUUGUGAAAGGAAUGGCAUUGACAUGAACCUCUCUGUGAGAAAUGCUUUGAUUGACAUGUAUUCAAAAUGCGGAGACAUUGAAAAGGCUCACCAGAUUUUCAAUGGAAUGGUUAAGAAAGAUUUGUUUUCAUGGACUGCAAUGAUUUCUGGAUUUGCCAUGAAUGGGUAUUCCGACGAAGCACUGGACUUGUUUGCGCAGGUGGAAACUUGUAAUGAUGUUAAGCCUAAUGAGGUUACAUUCCUCGGUGUCUUGUCUGCUUGCAGUCAUGGUGGUUUUGUGGAUAAGGGGUUUCAGUAUUUCAAAGCCAUGAGUCAAAUUUAUCAUAUUACUCCACGUAUUGAACAUUAUGGGUGUAUGGUUGAUCUUCUUGGCCGUUCUAACUUAUUGAAUGAGGCUGAAAAGUUUAUCAGGGCAAUGCCCAUUCAACCUGAUGUGGUAAUAUGGCGCUCCUUACUAUUUGCCUGUAGGUGUCAUGAUAAUAUAGAAUUAGCUGAGCUUGCAAGCAAUGAAAUUGAGGAAUUGGAGCCAAGAAGGUUGGAGGCACGUGUUCUUUUGUCCCAAGUUUAUGCUUCAGCUUCAAGGUGGAGUGAUGCAAAAAAAGUAAGGAAGUUUAUGCCUCGGCAGAAAUUACAGAAGCAACCCGGUUGCUCAUUUGUUGAAGUCAAUGGAAAUGUUCAAGAAUUCUUUUCUGAAGAAAAAUCAUAUGGUCAAAUGGACAUUGUAUAUGAGACAAAUGUGCAAAUUCACAAGGUUUUCCGGUCAGAAGGCUUUGACUAUGACCUCCUGGAUCCUGACCAACUGUGAAACCGGAAGCAUUUUGAUUUUGAAAUUCUGGUAGCUCGAGCUCUGAACUGUUAUAGCAUUAAUUAUGGCGCUUUAGACUGAGACUUUAGUUACUUGAGGAAGUUGACCAGGUGAAAACUUUCAUUAGGCUGAAGAUAUCUUUUUCUGAGUACAAGUCUUGAGACAAGUUGGAGUGAAGAUUUCCCUGGUACAUUUGUUUUGUGUUAAUGGCGGUGAAAGCACACAAAGCAAAAGCAAUCAAGGAUAAAUGGUACUUGAUGUAUUACUUCAACAAUAAAACAAGUGGCAGCGGCAUGAGUUGGGAUAGAAGUACGAGCUUCCUAAUUGGGAAUGCAACAUGAUCAUACGAAAAUUUGCAAAAAUUGUUCAAUUCUGAGCAAAGCGAUCCUGAGAUCUACAAGGGAUAUGUAAAUGCGAGGUGAGCAAACGAUCAAAGAUGUUGAAGAGGGCGGCUCAUCAAGAUUCUUGAAGCUUGGAGCCAUUUGAAACGUUCAUUAUAAGGCAAGAAAGGCCUUGUCCACAACCGAUGAUCCCAUAAUGAGUGGAAGCUUCGUGAAUUUUCUCAUCCUACUUUGCUCUGCAGCCGGUAAGACACAACUAUUGAGCAUUCCAGUCAUCUUGUGGUACUCGACCCCAUUUGAUGGCCUUGGUUGAGUUUAUAUGGAGCAUUCUUUAACCUAACAAUACUUCAAUUGUGCAUGACAUCAAGUUGUUCGCCACUAUGAUUUUAACAUGUCUUCAUUUCAGUGCAGCAGUCUUGGGCCCAAGGACACUACAUAAAUACUUAUUAAGUAAAUUCCUUUUUAACAAUUUUAUCGUAACUGGGAUCUUUACAUGAUAAAAGUCGUUACCAUCAAAAAAGAGUUCUAAGAUGCCAAUUAUUUUACUGAAA